AUGGGAGCUAACGGUAAAGGCAAUAAUAAAUGUUUCUUCGCUAAGAAGUUCUUCGGCAAGAAGGCUACUGCUGUUGAUAACAACGGUUCUACUACUGAUGAUGUUGAUGACCCUAACAAUGUUCGAGUUGAAGACAAUAAGUCGGUUUCUUAUUUCACUCUGUUCGCUCUGGCCGAUAAACACGACAAGAUCAUCCUUGCCAUAGGUGUCGCGGCCGCCUUGAUAAACGGUGCUCUGAUGCCACUGUUCUCGCUCUUGUUUGGCAACUUUGCUGAUGCUGCUGCUGGUGGUAUUGCCGGUUUCAUGCAUAGGAUAUCCAAAGUUGCUUGGGAAAUGUGCGUAUUGGGCGCGAUUUCUUUCGUGGCUGCCUCCAUUUUCAACGCUUGUUUUUCAUAUUUCUCUGAAAAUCAAGUGACGAGGUUGAGAGUUAAAUACUUACAAGCUGUAGUUGGCCAAGACAUUGCUUGGUUUGAUGUUAGGACCCCUGCGGCGCUACCCGCUCGCAUGUCUGAGGACGUCCUCAAGGUCCGUGAUGCGAUUGGUCAAAAAGCCUCUAUGAUGUGUAUGAAUGUUUCUAUGUGUAUUGUUGGUUACAUUAUUGCUUUCUACAGAGGUUGGCAAAUAACACUUGUUAUGAUCGCUACGUGUCCUCUCAUUAUGGUGUGUGGCCUCCUUAUGGCAAAGGUGAUGUCGACUCUCGCUUCAAAGGGCCAGAAUGAAUACGCUGAGGCUGGCGCUGUUGCUGAGGAAGUGUUAUCGUCCAUCAAGACGGUCGCCUCUUUCGGUGGCGAGCAAAGAUCUAUUGAUCGCUACAACGCCAAGGUUCAGAAAGCGUUGAAAUCUGGUGUAAAGGUGUCAGUUUAUCGAGGCUUUGCAAUAGGGUUUACUAUGCUGGUGGUAUUCUGGACGUAUGCUCUUACGUUCUGGUAUGGUGGUACCUUGAUCCGAGACCGUACCAUAAAUCCCUCAACUGGUAGACCUUAUCAGGGUGGGGAUGUAUUGACGGUCUUUAUGUCUGCUAUGAUGGCAACUUUCUCUAUCGCUCAGAUCGCCCCUCAUUUCCAAGCGUUUUCUGAGGGCUGUGCUGCUGGUGGGAAAAUAUUCCCGCUGAUGGCCGAGAACGCGGAGAUUGAGCCUAAGGUCAAAAGACUAUCCGAGGGAGGGGAAGCGGAGGCUAAUAUGAUUCCGGUUGAGUUCGAAUCUUUACAGUUGGAUGACGUGAAGUUCAACUACCCAGCUAGGCCAACACUGCAGGUGCUCAAGGGUGUAUCUCUGGAGAUUAAGCGUGGCCAGAAAGUGGCCUUUGUCGGUGAGUCUGGUUCGGGGAAGUCUACUUUGGUUCAGCUCAUCGAACGGUUUUAUGAUCCUGCUGAGGGAAAAGUGCUUGUCAAUGGAGUUGAUAUUAAAAGUAUGCCCGUGCAUAAGCAUCGUGCUCUGUUCGGUUAUGUCGGCCAAGAACCGUUCUUGUUUGCUGAUAGUAUUCGAAAUAAUCUCCGGUAUGGUCUUACUGGUAGUAGAGUACCGAGUGAGGAAGAGAUGAGGAAGGUCUGCAAAGAUGCGCAAAUUUUGGAUUUCAUCGAAGGCUUGCCUGAGGGGUUUGACACUUAUGCUGGUCCAGGUGGCAGUCAAAUGUCCGGUGGCCAGAAGCAGAGAAUCGCCAUUGCUAGAGCUCUGCUGCGGCACCCUGAGAUUCUGCUGCUGGACGAGGCUACGUCGGCGCUUGAUAACGAGAGUGAGAAGAUGGUGCAAGCUACGAUCGACCACUUGCAGUCUACUGUGAGUAUUACGACGAUUUCGAUCGCGCAUAGGUUGUCUACUAUCAAGAAUUCUGAUGUGAUAUUCGUGAUGAAAUUGGGAGAACUGGUUGAGAAGGGCAGUAAUGAUGAGCUCAUGGCCCAGCAAGGUGUUUAUGCCUCUUUGGUUUCGGCGCAGGCUGCUGCUGCGGUGAAGGACGAUGAGAAAGUGGCCGCUACUGAGGGGGUCGCGGGGUCGUCGGUUGAUACUGCUAGUGAGGUUGUGAAUAGGAAGAAGAGUGGUAUGGCAAGAACGGCUACUAGUGGUACAAUUGGUGAUGAUGAUGCCGAUGAUGACAACCAAGGAGAGUCUUUGUUGAAAACGGAGGAGGAAAAGGAGAAGGAGCGCAAAGCUGAGAUUGCUAAGACGUAUAAGACGCCCUGGAGGAGGUUGCUGGCGUUUAACAAGGAUCAAAAAUGGUGGUUUCUGCCCUCCCUGUUGGGGUCGUUUAUGACGGGAUCGGCAUUUCCGAUAAAUGCACUGAUCUUGUCGCGUGCGUUAUUCGCAUUUUAUUAUCCUCCAUUUCUGGUGAUGGAACAUAUUGAUAACAUAUGCUUCUAUUACAUCGGCUUGGGAGUGAUGAUAUUCUUUGGUCAGCUCAUCGAGUCGGGCUCGCUGGGUUACCUCGGUGAAAAUUUCACAUGUAAUGUUCGUAAGCAAUGUUUUGCCAAGAUAAUGGAACAAGAUAUGGGCUUUUUUGAUUUCCCGGAGCACGCCUCUGGCAAGUUGACUGCCUCGUUGUCAACCUAUGCUGUGAAGAUGAACUCUCUCACUGGUUCGAGUUUGGGUAUCUAUUCUCAAGCGAUAACUGGUUUGAUCGUUGGUGUUAUCAUUGGCUUCUGUGGAUCGUGGCAGCUGACUUUGGUGAUGUUGGCCAUGCUGCCGUUACUGAUGAUGGCUGCUAAGUUCAACAUGUCUGUGAGGAUGUCAGGAAAAAAGGAACAGGAUAACCUCAAGCAGUCGCAGUUGAUAGCGUCGGAGGCCAUUCAGAAUAUGCGCACAGUGAGAGCGUUUAUGGCAGAGUCGUGGACUGUUGACCGCUAUGCGGAGUUUGCUAGUAUUGCUAGUGAUACUUCUGGUACUACCGCUAUCUUUCAUGGUGUUCUCUUUGGUGGUUCGAACUGUAUCAUCUUCCUGGCAUACGCCCUGGGUUUCUGGUAUGGAGGUCACCUUAUGGUCUACAACGGUUUGGAGUACUCCCACAUGUUGCAGUCGCUUAUGGCUGUUAUGUUCGCCGCUAUGGCGGUCGGUCAGGCUAUGGCCUUCCUCCCUGAUGUCGCUGAAGCUAAGGUCUCUGCUCAUGAUGUAUUCGAGAUCCUCGAUACGGAGUCUGUAAUCAACGCCAUGCACCCGGAUGGUACGAUCAGUGAUAUGGGUGAUGGAGUAGUUGAGUUCAAGGAUGUUCAUUUCAAGUACCCGACGAACCCCGAAUUGCCGAUUCUCAAGGGGGUGUCCUUCCGCAUUGAGCCAGGUCAGCAGGUGGCGUUUGUUGGACCCUCAGGAAGUGGCAAAUCGACUAUCAUGGCACUUAUGCAGAGGUUCUAUGAUGUUGAGAGUGGCAGUAUUUGCAUUGGUGGCGAUGAUAUCAGGAUGUUGGAUGUGGCGUGGUGGAGGAGCAAAAACGGUUAUGUUGGUCAAGAACCUGUCCUUUUCGAUAUGACACUCGCUGAGAAUGUCCGUUACGGUAAGGAAGAUGCGUCUAUGGCUGAGCUGGAGAAGGUUGCUAGUAUGUCCAAUAUGGAUUAUGUUACCUCUAUGGGAGGCAGCGUGAAGUGGGACGACCCGAUGGGCCCGAAAGGUUGUCGUCUGUCGGGUGGUCAGAAGCAGAGAGCAGCUAUUGCCAGAGCUCUCGUGAGAGAUCCUCAUAUUAUUUUCCUCGAUGAGGCUACGAGUGCAUUGGACUCUACUAGUGAGAAGAUCGUCCAGAAUGCUAUUGAUACCGCCUCUGUUGGUCGUACCAGUGUAACUGUUGCUCAUAGAUUGACUACUGUUCGUAAUUGUGAUGUUAUUUACGUCAUUACUGAUGGUAAAAUCGUUGAAUCUGGCAGUCAUGAUGUUCUUAUGGCUAAUCGUGGUGUAUACUACGACUUGUAUACCAAGGGUCAAAAGUAG
Molecule: messenger RNA, 3906 nt
Organism: Perkinsus marinus ATCC 50983
Lineage: Eukaryota; Perkinsozoa; Perkinsida; Perkinsidae
Product: ATP-binding cassette protein 3, putative
Exons: 4
Coding region: 1-3906 (1301 amino acids)
Biological process (GO): transmembrane transport
Cellular component (GO): membrane
Molecular function (GO): ABC-type transporter activity; ATP binding; ATP hydrolysis activity
Source: RefSeq, a predicted model, not a curated record